Saccoglossus kowalevskii is the source of this 3579-nucleotide messenger RNA. RefSeq names its product sodium/hydrogen exchanger 3-like. Gene Ontology annotation, biological process: potassium ion transmembrane transport; sodium ion import across plasma membrane; regulation of intracellular pH. Gene Ontology annotation, cellular component: plasma membrane. Gene Ontology annotation, molecular function: sodium:proton antiporter activity; potassium:proton antiporter activity. The record is from RefSeq and is a predicted model, not a curated record. Lineage: Eukaryota; Metazoa; Hemichordata; Enteropneusta; Harrimaniidae.
CGUUCUUAAAAUGUGGUGGUCUUUGUACCGGAUAAAAACUUCAACCAUGUGGCAUUAUAGUUAGCAGUAUAAACAUGUAUUCCAGGAAUAGACAUCGUAGAUACCCAAGUAUCCUUCUCCCCAUUGUACUAUUGUUAAUAUGCAGGACUUUCGUCGAUGCAGAGACUGCUAACGGAACGGGGACGACCGGUACCGAUGAAUCGGCAACAGUUUCCGACGAGGACUCUAGUUAUUUGGGCCAUGCUCAGGGACGUUAUCCUAUUGCUGACAUAAACUGGCAUCACGUAGAGACACCAUAUAUGAUAUCGUUAUGGGUUCUAUUUGCAAGUUACGCGAAAAUAGCUUUCCAUCUAACGGACAAGUUGGCCAAAAUAUUUCCAGAAAGUUGUUUGCUAAUCAUCCUUGGUAUUAUAGUAGGAAUUGUUAUUUAUUUUGCUGCCCAUGAUGUUAUGCUGGACUAUACACUGGACAGUGACACCUUCUUCCUGUUUUUACUUCCACCCAUAGUACUGGAAGCUGGUUAUUUUAUGCCAAAUCGAUCAUUUUUUGAUAACAUUGGAACUAUUUUACUCUAUGCAGUUGUGGGAACACUUUUUAACGUUUUUUGUAUUGGUACCUCAUUGUACGGGAUUGUUGCCCUAGGAUGGGUAUCUGUUCCAAUGGACCUUUUAGAUUGCUUGGUAUUCAGCAGUUUGAUAUCUGCGGUUGAUCCCGUUGCCGUGCUGGCCGUGUUUGAAGAAGUGCACGUAAAUGAAUCUUUGUUUAUACUUGUGUUUGGGGAAUCCUUGCUAAAUGAUGCAGUCACUGUGGUGCUAUAUCGAAUGUUCAAGCAAUUUGCAGCGAUGGGUGCUGAUAACAUUCUACCAGUUGACUGUGUUGUUGGAGUAACAUCUUUUCUAAUUAUUGGUAUUGGCGGUACACUUAUUGGUAUCGUAUGGGGUCUACUGACGGGAUUUGUCACCAAAUUUACAGAUCAUGUUCGAGUGAUUGAACCAUUAUUUGUGUUUGUUAUGAGUUAUCUCUCCUACCUCACUGCUGAAAUAUUUGGUUUCUCUGGAAUCAUGGCAAUUGUAUUUUGUGGAAUCAUCAUGAAAAAAUACGUAGAAGCUAAUAUAUCACAGAAAUCACACACUACUGUCAAAUAUUUUAUGAAGAUGUUGACGAGUAUAAGUGAAACUAUUAUUUUCAUGUUUCUGGGUUUAUCAGCGGUCCGAGAUGACCAUGUAUGGGAUAGUGCAUUUGUGCUUUGUACACUGUUCUUUUGUCUGUUCUACCGGGCUAUAGGAGUAAUCAUUCUGACUGCAUUAGCCAAUAAGUUCCGGGCAAUCAAAGUGAAUAAAGUGGAGCAGUUCAUCAUGGCUUAUGGCGGUUUGAGAGGUGCUAUAGCAUUCUCACUCGUUAUUUUAUUGGAAGAGCCAACAAAAGUGAUGGCCCAACGCAAAAGCCUUUUUCUCACAACUUGUCUCAUAGUUAUAUUCUUCACAGUAUUUGUCCAGGGUAUGACUGUCAAGCCACUGGUGGAUAAAUUGAAAGUAAAAAAAAGUCAUAAGCACAAGCCUUCUAUGGGUGAGAAGAUAUUUACAAGGUUGAUAGAUCAUGCCAUGGCUGGUAUAGAAGAUGUUAUUGGUAGUCAUGGACACAAUUACUGGAGAGAUAAGUGGGAAGAAAUUGAUAGGAAGUAUUUGCAGCCUUUAUUGAUGCGAGAAAAGCCUGAAGCCAAAGAUAGCCAAAUCCUACAGGUGUACACCAAUCUGAAUAUUAAAGAUGCCAUGGAGUAUGUGAAGAGUGCAGGCUCAUUUAAUGUUCAGCAAGGCAGUGUUGCUAACUAUCUGAGAAGAAACAAGUCAUCUGCCAGUAUGGGUGGAAGGAAUGGAAGUAUUCCCUAUAAUAUGAGUGAUAUAUGUUUAGACAUGCAUAGUGUUGGUGGUGCUGGGGAGUAUGCUAGACGGGAAGUGGAUGAUGCUGAAUUACAUCAUAUAUCUAACCAAGUGUUUGGUAGUAUGCACCAACCCAGGAAAAAGAGCUGCUACAAAAGGAAUAGGCAUAAUAUGCAUGAUGCUGAACUUGAAAAGAACGACCAUCUACUGCGAAGAAGUGUUCAUUUACAUUUGAGGCAUGUGAUGAAACAGAGGAAAAAGAAAGCUAGGAUGGCUAACAGACCCUCUCAUCACAGUUUGAAUUCAGAAGAUGAUAGACCAUCACGUAAUAGUUCUCAUCAUAGCCACGUUGGACAUCACAACGGUCAUCAUCAUCAUCGUAAAGAACACAAAGAUCAUCACCACAAAGGACCACAUAAAAAUGUUAGUUUCAGUAUGGACAUUCCAUUCCCAGAUGAUCCACCAUCUUUUCACAUCGAGCCAACACUGAAAGAAGAGAAUAGUUCUGAUGAAGAAGGUGGUAUAAUAUUUUCAGCUACUCCAGGUGCUGACUAUGAUGAAGAAAUGGAUGGCCCCACUACAGCUAAAGAGCCGAUUGUUCCAACAGCUGCCGAAUGUCUACUUCCUUGGAAGCAGUACAGUGAGCCCAGACUUUCAGACAGAGCUAGGACAGAAUCCUAUGGGCAGUUUGGUACACCUGUUGGUUCUGAAGAUGAGGAUAACAACCCCACAUCACCUGGGAAACCUGUUUCCGAUGAGGGAGGUGAUGAAUCUGAUUCAGGGAUUACUUUUUCAAUUGGCAGUGGUGAAGCUUCAAAACCUAUUCCGAGUCCUAAAAUAGAUCGGCGAAGCUACGGUCAACAUCCGGGAAAUAUUGAACAUCAUACUUUUGAUCCGGUUCACCAUGAUGACUUAACCUAUGCACAACCUCAUGGGGAAAUUAUUGAGGAUGAUGAUCAUGCCAUCCCAGCCUUCCAUAACUACCAUCACCAUAGUGAUGCAGAUGCAGAUGUAGAGGAUGAGGAUGAUGACAAAGAUGAUGUCGAUCAUAGGCAUCAGAGUGGAGGACGUAAGCACCGUUCUGGUCAUCAUCACAGACACAGACACAAUGCUGAUGAAGACAAGACAAGUAAUCCAGAUGGUAGACAUCAUCAUCAUCGCCAUCAUCAUCAUCGUCAUCAUGACAAACCAUCACAUUUUCAGCUUACUGAUUCAGAAGGUGAAGACAACCCACUGUUCAAGAAGGACAGUCACAUAGUUGAAAUGUCUCCACUUGUACCCCAAAGAACAUCAACACCAGCAGAUCUUGAUAUCAAAAUGUCUAAUAAAGAUGAUUAUCCGCAAGACCAACUACGUGUGGAUUUUCGUUCGUCUGAUGGUCAGACUCCUCUUAAUGCUGAAUCUUCUUUAUAACGCAUAACCAGUAAGAAUCAGAAUUUAUAUUAAAAUUAGCAAAAGAAAAUCCACGUUGGAAAGAUGGAAGAAUUAACAUGGCUAACAACCACAGUUGUAUGUAAACUGUAUUUAAUAUGUAACUUUGCAUUGACAUCUACAUGUACAACUCCUGUUUUGUACUCGGCAUUCUCACUGUUACUUUGUAUGUGAAUGUUUACAAUGAAUACAUUGCAGCACUUUUAUAACAGGACUAUGGUUUGAUUUAUGCGCUACAUAAAUAUACAAAUAUCAUCUAAUCCAGUCUGUU